Messenger RNA from Closterium sp. Naga37s-1, 474 nucleotides. The record is from the annotation of a GenBank genome assembly. Lineage: Eukaryota; Viridiplantae; Streptophyta; Zygnematophyceae; Desmidiales; Closteriaceae.
AUGAGGCCCCGUUCUUCUCCCCCUUGUGUGUCGCCUCCUCGCCCCGCGCGUUCUGUUGCCCCACACGCCCCGCGCGCCCUGUUGCCCUGCGUGUCCCGCGCGCCCUGCUGCCCCACGCGCCCCGCGCGCCCUGCUGCCCCACACGCCCCGCGCGUCCUGCUGCCCCACGCGCCCCGCCGCCCUGCUGGCCCGCUCGCCCUGCCGCCCCGCGUGCCCUGCCGCCUCACGCGCCCCACGCGCCCUGCUGCCAUACGCACGCUGCCCUGCCCCCCGCGUGAUUCCCUGCCCCACCACUGCCCAGCGUCUUGCUGCCGCGCACGCCGCCCGCGCUGCGCCUGCGCCGCCGCGCUGCCCCCGCUACCCCGCGCCGCCGCGCUGCUGCCAGCGCUUAGGGAGCUCCCGCCUGCGCUUCCUCGCACUUCCGUUCGCGCUACAGCCCGCGCUUGGGGUGUUGCCGCCAGCGCCGCCGCUUAG